Suncus etruscus (white-toothed pygmy shrew) is the source of this 334-nucleotide messenger RNA. RefSeq names its product ribosomal protein S28 (gene RPS28). Gene Ontology annotation, molecular function: structural constituent of ribosome. The record is from RefSeq and is a predicted model, not a curated record. Gene Ontology annotation, cellular component: ribosome; cytosolic small ribosomal subunit. The transcript is spliced from 4 exons. Bases 32 to 241 code for a protein of 69 amino acids. Gene Ontology annotation, biological process: maturation of SSU-rRNA; translation; ribosomal small subunit assembly. Lineage: Eukaryota; Metazoa; Chordata; Mammalia; Eulipotyphla; Soricidae.
UCUCCGCCAAGACAGCCGCCGCGCCGCCAUCAUGGACACCAGCCGCGUGCAGCCUAUCAAGUUAGCCCGGGUCACCAAGGUGCUAGGCAGGACCGGAUCGCAGGGACAGUGCACCCAGGUGCGCGUGGAAUUCAUGGACGACACGAGCCGCUCCAUCAUCCGCAACGUGAAAGGUCCCGUCCGAGAGGGUGAUGUGCUGACCCUGCUGGAAUCUGAGCGAGAGGCCAGGCGGCUGCGCUGAACUCGAUUCAGGUCCCAGAUGUUCUGCCUCGAUGUUUUGUGCUCCCGUUGAUGACCUGUCGUGUUAAUAAACUGUUUCUACCACCAGGGAAAA